Aspergillus caelatus is the source of this 873-nucleotide messenger RNA. RefSeq lists its product as uncharacterized. The record is from RefSeq and is a predicted model, not a curated record. Gene Ontology annotation, biological process: hypoxanthine salvage; adenine catabolic process. Gene Ontology annotation, cellular component: cytosol. Gene Ontology annotation, molecular function: adenine deaminase activity. The coding region runs from base 1 to 873 and encodes 290 amino acids. The transcript has 6 exons. Lineage: Eukaryota; Fungi; Ascomycota; Eurotiomycetes; Eurotiales; Aspergillaceae.
AUGACUUUAUUUAAACCAUUCCUGUCAAACGUGACUAUCCGUGAAUAUCGGGACUUGAUCCGAGACCAUGACGAUGAGUUCAUCCAAAAGAUUCCCAAAGCUGAAAUGCACGUCCACAUCGAAGGGACCAUGACACCAGAAACGCCCAUACCAAAGCCUGGAACGGGGAAGCCCUGCCAUGUCUUAGCAGAAGGGGACGUUGAGGGAGGAACGCAUCGAUUUUUCCAGCUUUACUGUGGUGGCUUCGACGUUUUUCGCGAAGAAGAAUACUUUUGCUACCUUGCGCUGAACUAUUUCCAACGCGCAGUUCAAUUCCAAUGGAUCAUGUGUUUUCUACGAGACAUGUCCCCGGAAUCUGCAAUGUCGCAUCACAUCGACGCUCUUCCCUUUCGUGACAUGAUCGUGGGGAUUGGUCUCGAAUUCCUGGAAAGAGGUCGCCCGUCUCUCUUGUUCGAAGAUGUAUUUGAACGAGCGAGAGACAAUCAUUUGAAGAUCACCUGUCACUGCGACUUUGGUGCAAAGCAUUCCUUACGCCACGUUGCUCAGGCAGUUGACCAGCUGGGUGAGACGGGAGCAGGCCGGAUUGACCACGGUCUACAUAAGGGCCUGGGACUGACAAUUCGCCUAUGGGGCUACUUAUGCUACAUUGGCGAGAGUCGGAUUCCGGAACGUAUGGGUGUUAUCCACGACGCGGGUAUAAAGAUUGUGAUCGGAAGUGACGACCCGGCUUGUAUGGAAGACAUCCGGUUGAAAAAUACUCUCUACAUGCUGUGUGAACUAUGUCAGUAUGCGGUUGAUAUAUGCUGGGCUUCUACUACUAUCGAAACGCAAAUCCUGGAGGAAUUACAGGAGUAUCUGAAGCAAGUCUUGUAG